Messenger RNA from Populus euphratica (Euphrates poplar), 1894 nucleotides. RefSeq names its product NAC transcription factor 29-like. Gene Ontology annotation, biological process: regulation of DNA-templated transcription. The coding region runs from base 511 to 1713 and encodes 400 amino acids. The transcript is spliced from 3 exons. NCBI's taxonomy places the organism in Eukaryota, Viridiplantae, Streptophyta, Magnoliopsida, Malpighiales, Salicaceae. Gene Ontology annotation, molecular function: DNA binding. The record is from RefSeq and is a predicted model, not a curated record.
UCUCACUGUGUCUCGAUAAAAGCCGACCGGUCCUUAAGUUUGUUUCCCUCCCUUUUCACACAUUAUUGUUGUUGGCGCUCCACAUUUCGGCGUCUCUCGCUCGCUCGCUCUUGAUCGCAGCUCCUUUCUCUUCGGGGUUUAUAUUGCACACCAAAUGUCUUUAGAUCUCUACAAGACAAAAUCAUCAUUACUUAGGUGUGUUUUUGGGUUUAUGAACCGGGGGAGGCUGUGGUGUUCGUGGAAGUUCUUAUUCAGGCAUUGGACUUGACCAUUCAGCUGUUUGUUUUUCUUUUGACACAAGUGUGUCAUUCUCACUGCUUUCAACUUUUAGAUUCAUUGUUUGUGCGAAAGACAAAAGGUGUUAGUGUAUUAGAUUUUGCUACCUGCCUGGUAAGUGCUCUUCUUCAGGCACCAUUGGUUGCUGCUCCUGAAGGAUCACACAGUGCAUUGUGAUUUGGGUUUUUUUUGUUUUUUUUCUCUCUUGCUUUGACAUUCUCUUGGAUUUUCUCGAUGGGGAAAAAAAGUUCAUUGCCUCCUGGCUUUAGGUUCCAUCCAACUGAUGUGGAACUGGUUAAAUAUUAUCUGAAGAGAAAAGUGCUGGGGAAGAAACUCCAUUUUCAAGCAAUUGCAGAGGUUGAGAUUUAUAAAUAUGCUCCAUGGGAUCUUCCAGGUAAAUCUUGCUUGAGAACUGGGGAUCUAAAAUGGUACUUCUUUUGCCCUACAGAAAAGAAGUAUGCUAGUGGGGUAAGAAUGAAGCGUUCCACUGAUAUUGGGUAUUGGAAAACCACUGGCAAGGAUAGAUCUAUUCAGUACAAAAACGAAGUUGUGGGGAUGAUAAAAACUUUGGUUUUUCAUACUGGUAGGGCACCUAAGGGGGACCGAACAGACUGGGUCAUGUAUGAAUAUAGACUUGAAGAAAUAGAGUUGGCUGACAAAGGAAUUGCUCAGGAUGGUUAUGUACUCUGUGUGAUAUUCAAGAAGGGACCUGGCCCAAAAAAUGGUGCACAAUAUGGAGAACCGUUUAAGGAGGAAGAAUGGGAUGAUGAUGAUGAUGAUGAUGAGGUGGAGGAAGUGAAUUUCCAUAAAGCUAUUUUGCCUGCUGCCAUGCAUACAGCAUUUAUGUUGCCAAAGAACGCAAACAUGUCUAUUGCAAUGAGCUCAUAUGUGCCAGAGAGCACAUGCACUGGACUGCCUGUCUCAUGUCCUUCCCAAACUCCAGCUUGCACAACCCUUCCUAUGGUUUCUAGCAAUGAUGUUGCUUCCACAGAAGAUCAUCAGGUUGUGCAUGAGUAUGUGAAUGGUGGUGAAGCUGAUUCUUCUGCUGGCAUUUCAGCAACAGCUUAUCAACAACCAAGUAACCCAAAAGGUUCCAUCCUAGCAAGCUCUAGCUCAUAUGUGCCAGAAAUUAUGUGCUACCCUGCUUACAUUCCUAGCAUGGAUGCAUCUCAAGUGGAAGCUCCUCAAAUCAUGGAUAACAGUGGUGAUCUUCUUUCGCCACUGGCUAUCCUCGACAAUGACAAUACUGAGAAUGUUUACUUUGGUGGGAUUGCUGAGCCAGAGACUGACAUAUAUCAGAACUUGGGAGACAUUGCCUCUUCGGGAAGUGGGGAUUAUAUAUCCAACUCCCAGUAUUUGAUGGAUCCAACGCGCCUAGACAGUAAUGUGGGCUUUUUGGAGCUGAUGGAUCUAGACACCCCACUCUAUCAUAGUUAAUAAAAAUGUAAAUUAUGUAAUGUCUACUCUUUUUUUCCAAAAAAAUGUUCACCGAGUUCAAUAGAGUAUUGAUCCAUUAAUUCAUACUUGUAUGACAUGAAUUGGUUUUAAAUCAUACUGUAAGUGAUUAUUUUAAAUCUGUGCCGAUUUGAUGAAAUCUAAAUUUGAUUAUUCUCUAGAA